Molecule: messenger RNA, 3268 nt
Organism: Apis cerana (Asiatic honeybee)
Lineage: Eukaryota; Metazoa; Arthropoda; Insecta; Hymenoptera; Apidae
Source: RefSeq, a predicted model, not a curated record
UUUUUUUUUUUUUUUACGUAACACUCGGUUGGUAACGUAUGGAUUUUAUUGCGUUCAAACGUUACGUAAACAAUGUAACGCCAAUUAUAACGAAUCCUAGGAAACGAUCUUCCAAUUUUUUUUUCCUUGUGUACCGAUGUAAGCCUCAAACUUGAAGCCUCACUUUUACACUUUUUAUUUUUGCUCCGUCGAGAGAGAAGUUUUGUUUACAAAUUUUAUCAUCCGUAUCGGUAUAAUAAAACGAUAUUCAUCGGCACGCUUGCUUUAUUUAUUCUACCGAUUCAUUCCGAUUGUGCAUCGGUAUACACGAAGGUUGUCCCACAUUCGACACCUGUUCACGAGCAAAUUAAUAAGCGUUCUAAAGGUUUAUUGCGCAACGCUAGAUACAUCCAACGAGAAACAGAAGCGUGCAUAGUCAUUAUGAGGGCAAAAAAAAAAAAGGAAAAAAGGAGAAAGAAAAUGAAUUCGAAUAAAUAAUUUAUUUGUGGAGUUAACGCGAGAAAUGGCGUUAUCUUGGCUGCUUGGUUGAUUCAGAUUUAUCACAAGUUCGGUGAUAAUAGACGCGCAGGCAUGCGUCGUGGCAUCGAGCUCGUAGCGGCGACUCGCCUCGCUGUGUUUUAUCAGUCGACGCGAGUCGAAGCGAGUCGCGGUGUCCCAGAUUUUCAGUCGCACGUACGUGCUACACGCGACAGUGCAUAGCACGCAGCCGGUUGUUGAUCGGAUCCUAGAUCGGUCCAUCUUCAGAACGGUUUCGCGGUUCAACGAGCGUACAUCUAUGCCUACGUUUCUCGAUACUCGGGGAUCGUUCGCCGGUUGAAUUCGUAUCUUCGAGACCUUUCGACGUUAUCAUCGCGUUUCAGAGUUUCGAGGGAAAAUUUGUACGUGACUCAGUGAUGUCGAUGGCACAUGGUCCGAAAACUGUGCAGGAACGGAUCGGAAAAGAUAGGAGGGAAAGGAACUUGUGGUAAAUAGAAAAAGGAAAGAUUGCGUGUACCGGUGAACAUGGAAGACGAGGACUUUGGCUUCGCUUCGAAAAGGGCUGAUUCUAAGGAAACGGUGAAAAGUGACAAGGAUAGCUGCCCCUCGAUCGUCGGCGAUAAAUCCUCGGGAGAGAAGACGAGGGAAACGAUCGGUGGUGGUGGGUAUAGAUCAGUGAUGACAGCGCCGUUAUUCGGGGCGACCGAGGCCGGAAACGCCGUCCCUGAGCGGGCAGCGACCGCCUCUUCAUCCUCUCCGGCUUCCUCAGUCGUUUCCAACCCGCCGAACAUACCGAACGUAGUCGAGUAUCAUCUGAAAGUGAAGCCUGGCCAAACACAGAGAAUUAGCACCACUCGACUCGAUAAUAGUAGCUUUUCUUCAACGCAGACAAGUCAAGAAGUGGUCGAGAUGAAGAAGGAGAAAAGUCCCGCAUCUUCGACCGACAAAGAAAGGAAAGAUCUCGUGUCAAAGCUAUCUCGUUUGUCCAUCGAUAACAACGUCUUUGAAGGUUCCACGGAUCUUCCUCAAGUGUUCCAGGUGAAAUAUUUAGGCUCUCAUGAUGCCAGGGGCCUCUGGGGUAUCAAGCACACGAGAAGGCCAGUCGAUAACAUGGUCGCUGCGGCUAAGGCCUUACCGACCAACACCAUGCUGCCUCUGAUCAAACUGGUUGUGUCCGAGGAAGGCGUAGCUUUGCUGCCUAUCGAGAAAAGAAAGCAGGAUCCCAACUUCGUCAAGAUGUAUCCUAUCGAGACGAUCUCUUACGGGGUCCAGGAUCUCGUCUAUACCCGGGUAUUUUCAAUGAUCGUUGUACGGGAGACGGACAACUUUAGAAGAAUGUCGCCGUUCGAAUGUUACGGUUUUGUCUGCGAGUCGAAACAUCACGCGAGGCAGCUCACUUACGCUCUGGCCGCUGCUUUCGAGAUCUAUUCGAGGAGCGUGAAGGCGCAAGAUAAAAUGGCGGAAAUGGCGGGCAAAAACGGAGCGAAAAAAAGGUUCGCCAUAGAUCUUAGGAGUCCUGAAGAGAUGGCAGCCGAUUUGGCUGUAGAUUCUGAAGCUUAAAAGUUGUUUUCGCUUCGACUAGAAUCUUUUUCCGUUCCGUCGAUAAAAGGAUCGAAAAGAGGAUUCGAUGAAAAUUACGUUAUGUUGGAUUAUCGGGAUAGAUGUCUGCUCGAUGGACAAUACAGGGUAUAUUACAUGGUCGAAAAUAUUUAAUAUAUUUUAGAUUGCGUUGUAUCGUUAAGUUCUUUUAAAACAGAGAUAUUUAUGGAUUAAGGAAUAAAAUAUUAAAAACUUGCUUGUGAAAGGCUUGUUAAAGAUACGAGUGAUUUACAAAAAAGAGUAUUUGUAUUCUCUUCAAUCGUUUAAACAUUAGGUAUCUAUUUUUUUUUCUUUUUAACGUAUAUUAUCUUCGUUUAAUUUUCACGAAAUGUCGCCCAGAGGCGAGAUUUACGUUGAUCUUAAUUCUUUUCCUUUCGAUUAUAAAAUGCUUUUGAGUAUUGAUAUGACGUUUCACGAAUCUUCUGAUCGCAGUGAAGUUGUGUUUGAUCGCGAAAGUUGAUUUAAUCGUUGUUUGUUGUUAAUUCUAUUUUAUCGGCAUUUAUAAAGGGAAAUAGGUACUGCCUAUAUCCACGAUAUGAUGGCUAGUUAUCCAAAGAUACCGAAUAGAAAAGAAGCCGAAGAUUACCGACGGAUUUCGGUGACUUUUGCAAUUUCGUAAAUAAUUCUCUAAUUUUUGAAUUUAAAAUAUGAAAAAAAAAAAAAAAAAAGAUUGGAUUUAUUUCUAGCCGCUUUUCACGCGAGCGUGCGUGCGUGUGUAUGUGUGUGCGUGUAUUUCUUUUUUUACUUUCAUUUUAUCCUCUCUGUACAGUAAGUUUCGAGUAUAUUUUUUCUUUACGGAUUAUAAUUUAUUCUCGACUUAUCCUUAAGUCGCAAGACCAAUAUCGAUACAUAUCAAUCGUUGUAAAUAAAUAAUUAACAAAACAAAAAAAAAAAAAAAGAAAAAGCGUUAUCGACAACGAUAGCCUCCUUUAGCAUCGAUAAUUAUUAUUUUUCGACGUUUCGUUAAUUCGUUAGAUAUUAAGUUACUUUUUUUUUUUUUUUUUUUUUUUUUUGCUUUUAAACGCAUUCAUCUUUUGCACCGUCGUUGCACUUUCCGUUUCGUUCUAGGCUUGGGACAUUUGUGUAAACUUCUUUAUACGUGUGAUUGCUUAAUUACCGAAUACCGAAGUAGCAGUAUUAAUUACUCGUAUCAUUGUAUAUGCAAUAAAAUUUGUUGCAGAGACUACAACAA